AUGCAUAUUCCAAUUAGCUGGGCAUCACAAUGCCUCUUGUUGUCGACGACUGUCUUCGCUGGACUCACUUCGGCCUAUCGCCCAGUACAAUUCGUCAAGCACACGGGCGAGGCCGGCAGAGCAGAUCAGGCGUUCUCACUGACACAACAUUACAAUGAGUCCACCUCAGAAAAUGAUCUCUGGGUACGAAUGGAGGCUUUCCGAUACAAGGGUAACGCGAGAGGAUGGGCUUCGCUUGGUCUAGGUCCCUGGAUGCAAGGCUCACUAAUGUUCAUCCUAUAUGGCGACCCAAGUUCGCCUGACUCGAGCUUGACGACCUCAGUCCGUGCUGCUCGAGGACAUUAUCCACCAACUGCUCUUUCUGCGAUGGACUCGGCUCCGCCAUUCGUGCCAGAUGUCGAGAUCAUGAAAUCUGUGUUUGAGGAGUACAACGGCGGCUUUGACCACUCGGACAUGGGCAAGCCGUCCCACGUCGCCAUAUCGGAAUUCGUUGUGCGAGGCUACGACAAGUGGCAUGGUGUCAACAUCACUGCGGACUCGCCAUCUCAGCCCUUCAUCUGGAGCAGCAACUUCAAGCAGGAUUUUCAAGGUGACUUCAGCGAAACCCGAGCCAUCGACAUGCAUAUGUUUGGCCUGGGCUUCGGCUUCUUAUUCGUCGAUCUGAAGAAUGCGUUCGUGCCCAGUCCUUUCUUCGGCGAGAUUCGCGAUACCGAAGGCCACUACGGGAUCAAUGAGAUCGACAAUCCUGAUCCGCCAACGGAUGAGGAACUCGCUAGCGGAGAGGCAUACAUCUCGCUUCUUGGUGGCGGUGCGGCCAACAUUCCAGGCACCCCAGCAGCCGACUCUUCCGCAGCGACUGGGACCCUUGAAUCUGAAGGCAAGGACCAUCCAGCCUCUACCUCAGAAGACGACCACAACCACGAUGAAGGUGCACCAGUCUACGCUUCUCAGCCAUUCAACGUUCGCAACUUCCUGUGGCAUAUCCACGGAGUAUUGAUGAUUGUCGCGUUCCUGUUCCUUUUCCCGCUGGGCACCUACUUCAUCCGAUCAGGCCGGACAACGUCCUUCAACUAUCACUGGACACUUCAAGCAUUGGGCUUUGCUUCUGUCGCCAUCUCUGCUAUCAUCGGAUACAUCAACAGCCACAGUAUCAGCAUCACGCAUCAAUUCGUGGGCAUUGCUAUCGUCGCCGCAUUGGGGAUUCAGGUUGUCCUAGGCUGGCGACACCACGUCUUCUUCGUCAAGACCGAGAUGCGCCGCAAGAAUUGGCUCAGUCCGGCACACAUGUGGCUUGGGCGCAUCGUGUUCCCUAUUGGCUUCGUGAACAUCUUCACCGGCAUGCAACUGCGCGGUUACGGUUGGUUCACUAUCUUCCUGGUUCUCGUCGUCAUGGUGGUUGAGGUCGUGAUCCUGGUGUGGUUUAUCCGAGGAGCGAACAUCAGGAACGCGAGAUUGGAUGUACGGGGCGGAAAGGCAGUGGGAGGAGAUCCGGCGUUGGCGGCUGCGGAAGAGGAGUAUUUCCAGUUGGCAGGCGAUGACGAUGACUUCAGUGACAGCGAUGGAGAGGCGGAGGGUGCGGCAAACAAGGACAAAGAUGAUGCGAGGAGGGAGCAGAAUAAGAGGUUGGCGGCAUUGGACAAGGUCUAG
Messenger RNA from Cyphellophora attinorum, 1647 nucleotides. RefSeq lists its product as uncharacterized. The transcript is spliced from 2 exons. The record is from RefSeq and is a predicted model, not a curated record. The coding region runs from base 1 to 1647 and encodes 548 amino acids. NCBI's taxonomy places the organism in Eukaryota, Fungi, Ascomycota, Eurotiomycetes, Chaetothyriales, Cyphellophoraceae.